AUGGUAGAGGCAAAGUCGAGGGUACGCGAACACGCAAGGAAUAUCAGUCGCUCGACCGUCUCGAAUGCAACGGCAGCACCAGCCAUACGCUCAAAUCCUGCACCUGGAUUCCAGCAGCUCCCUCCGUCAAAAAAAAUGAAGCUACCCCCUCCGAUGUAUGGUCCUGGUCCCGAACCUAACGCUCCUUUGGAUCACACCUUCGUUGGACUGACAGGGGGCCAAAUAUUCCACGAGAUGAUGCUUCGCCACGGCGUGAAGCACAUCUUUGGCUAUCCUGGUGGUGCUAUUCUACCUGUAUUCGACGCCAUCUACAAGUCCCCUCAUUUCGACUUUGUUCUCCCACGGCAUGAGCAAGGCGCGGGACAUAUGGCCGAGGGAUACGCUCGUGUAUCUGGCCUUCCCGGUGUCGUUCUCGUCACCUCAGGGCCAGGGGCGACAAAUGUCGUUACGCCCAUGCAGGACGCUUUAAGCGAUGGUGUCCCCUUGGUCGUGUUCUCUGGACAAGUAGCCACAUCCGCCAUCGGUUCCGACGCCUUCCAAGAAGCCGACAUUGUGGGAAUAUCGCGCAGUUGUACGAAAUGGAACGUAAUGGUGAAAGAUAUCUCAGAGCUCCCGCGGCGUAUCAAUGAAGCCUUUAAAAUUGCCACUUCGGGCCGUCCAGGCCCGGUUCUCGUUGACCUUCCCAAGGACGUGACAGCUGGUAUUCUCCGCACGCCGCUGCCUUACAAGGCCACCACCCCUGGCAUCAACCUCGGACUCCCAACAAAUCCCCUACAGGUACUAGACCCACCUGUAGACGCUACUUUGAUUCACCAGGCUGCGGCACUCAUCAACCAAGCCCAACGACCUUUGAUCUACGCCGGCAAUGGCGUCCUCUCUUCGCCAAUGGGUCCCAAAUUGCUGGCGCAGCUAGUAGAGAAGGGUAACAUCCCUGUAUGUACAACCCUGCAAGGCCUCGGUGCGUUCGAUGAGACGAACGAGAAGAGUUUACAUAUGUUGGGCAUGCACGGGAGCGCAUACGCCAACUUUGCAAUGCAACACGCGGACGUGAUCAUUGCUCUCGGCGCGCGCUUUGACGAUCGUGUAACGGGCAAGAUCGACACCUUCGCACCUGCCGCUCGCCUAGCCGCACAACAAGGUCGUGGAGGGAUCAUACACUUCGAGAUUCAGCCGAAGAACAUCAACAAGGUCAUCGAAGCACAAAUCCCUAUUCUUGGGGAUGUUGUACAAAAUCUGGCAUCGUUGGUCCCGUUGAUGAAGUCGCCGCCCAGAGAGGAAUGGUUGGCAGACAUCAAGGAGUGGAAGACGAACUAUCCGUUCACUUACGUGAAGGCGGCGAAAGGGGAGAAGAUGAAGCCGCAGGAAGUGAUUGAGGAGUUGGAAAACCAGACGAAGCACAUCAAGGACGAGAUUAUUGUGGCGACUGGCGUGGGGCAACAUCAAAUGUGGGCUGCCCAAUUUUUCCGCUGGAAACACCCUAGAACAAUGGUAACGUCUGGCGGUUUGGGGACGAUGGGCUUUGGUUUGCCAGCAUCUAUUGGUGCUAAAGUGGCCGCGCCACAUAAGACCGUCAUCGAUAUUGACGGCGACGCCUCAUUUAGCAUGACUGCUAUGGAGCUCGCAACUGCCUCACAGUAUGGCAUUGGUGUCAAAGUUCUUAUCCUCAACAACGAAUUCCAAGGAAUGGUCUUACAAUGGCAAGAUCUGUUCUACGAAAAACGCUACUCCCACACGAAGAUGACGAACCCUGACUUUGUCAUGCUCGCGAAGGCGAUGGGCGUGCAUGCCAUCCGCGUUGAGAGCUCGGAGGAGCUCCCAGCGAAGAUGAAGGAAUUUUUGGAGUACGACGGAUCGAAACCUAUCCUUAUGGAGUGUCUGGUGGAAAAAGACGAGCAUGUUUUCCCGAUGGUGGCUGCUGGAAAAGCUCUGCAUGAGCAAUUGCUACACCCUUCUCUGGCUGGCGUCGUAGCGCGGGCGGCAGCGAAAAACAAGGCCAGAUCAUCGUAGUGUGAAAGAAAAAAAGAAAUAAAAGCCCGUUACCCAUCUAUUUCUUUGGAAUAGAGUUAUAACUCAUUAUAUUUCCUCGCUCUUUCGCCUUCUCCCUCCUGCCAGCUUGGCUUGUUUUUCUCUACAUCUCUCACUUCAUUCAUUCUUGUUCUCUGUACAACGGUGAAUAUUGCAUUUGGCUACCUUCCAUCCCCUUUCUGUGCGCGGACUUUCACGUACAACUGUAUCUAUUCCGUUUACCCCAUACUUACUCAUCAGACACCCACGUUUGCAUUAUCUACCCAAAAUCUGAUAGGUCAGGAAUAUAGCACCAUGAUUUGUUUCCGUUU
Molecule: messenger RNA, 2336 nt
Organism: Laccaria bicolor S238N-H82
Lineage: Eukaryota; Fungi; Basidiomycota; Agaricomycetes; Agaricales; Hydnangiaceae
Exons: 5
Coding region: 1-2007 (668 amino acids)
Biological process (GO): L-valine biosynthetic process
Cellular component (GO): acetolactate synthase complex; mitochondrion
Molecular function (GO): acetolactate synthase activity; flavin adenine dinucleotide binding; magnesium ion binding
Source: RefSeq, a predicted model, not a curated record